AUGAAUCAAAGCAGCGAAGGAUGUAUGAAAAAGAUUAGCAGUGUGAAUCUUGACAAACUUAUACAUGACUUCUCACAGAUAGAAAAGAAAAUGAUAGAAACCAGUGGAAAGAAUAAUAUUCUAGAUAUGCAGUUGGAAAAAACUAACUAUUUGUUAAAAGUAAUGCAAACAAAGGAAGUCUCAAUUAAAGAAGAAUGUGCUACUCUUCAUAGUAUGAUAAAAGGGCUACAACAGACCAUUGAAUCUCAACAUAAUUUGAGAGGUGAAAAUGAACAACUAAAAAGAAAUGCUGAUCUUAUGAAAGAAAAGUUAAAAUCUCAUGAACAGGAAUAUCAGAAUAAUAUUGCCAAACUUUUGAGUGAAAUGAAAAUCAAAGAGGAGGGACAUAAGAUAGAAAUAAGGAAACUUCAUCAGGACAUGCAGGAGAAAAUUGAGUCAAAUGAAGAAAAACAUAAAGAACUGCUAGAGAAAAAGGAGCUGGAAAUUUCAGAGUUAAAUACAAAGUUAAGAACUCAAGAAAAGGAAAAACAAAGUGAAAUAAUCAAAUUACAAUUAGAGUUUGAUGCCAAACUAGCAAGAGUUCAAACUAAAUCAAAACCAUAUCCAGAUUCUACUAUUUUGCCACAGAGUAUCUACAGAAGGAAGCUUCAACAUCUUCAAGAAGAAAAAAACAAAGAGAUUGCAGUUCUUCGUAAUACCAUUCACGAUUUAGAGCAACGCCUCUCUCUUGACAAAGAUUCUCAGCUUAAACCUAUUGGCAAAGGUUCUUACCUUAAGCGUAGACGGUUUUGA
Molecule: messenger RNA, 792 nt
Organism: Nyctereutes procyonoides (raccoon dog)
Lineage: Eukaryota; Metazoa; Chordata; Mammalia; Carnivora; Canidae
Gene: CCDC152
Product: coiled-coil domain containing 152
Exons: 8
Coding region: 1-792 (263 amino acids)
Source: RefSeq, a predicted model, not a curated record